Molecule: messenger RNA, 1317 nt
Organism: Hemicordylus capensis (graceful crag lizard)
Lineage: Eukaryota; Metazoa; Chordata; Lepidosauria; Squamata; Cordylidae
Gene: TMEM218
Product: transmembrane protein 218
Exons: 5
Coding region: 256-606 (116 amino acids)
Source: RefSeq, a predicted model, not a curated record
CCGUGCUGUUAUUGGCUAGAAAGCCACCGCCGCUGGGGCGAAGAUUAAACUUCACUUUUUGCAAAAGGGAAAUGGAUUUUGCAGCCUGCCUGCGCCCCCUUUAUGCCCAGACAGCAGCAUAGUAAUCCAGCAGAUGGGGAGAGCUCUCUCUGCUGGAUUUCUUCCUCUUGUCAUGAUGCAGCUCUGAAAGAGGCCCAGGCCCCCUGCUAGGGGAAUAAAAGAAUAAGUGGCUGGCCAAAAUAGACUACUGUGAGGAUGCCUGGUACCGUGCUUGGAGUGGGACCAGGAGUAUUCAUUUUAGCACUACUCUGGGUACUAACUUUGCUGCUGUGUGUGUUGCUAUCCAGAGCUUCUGGACUUGCUAGGUUUUCUGUCAUUCUGGUUUUCUUUGCUGCUGUGAUCGUCACCUUGGCUCUCUUGUUUUUCCCUCGUGCCAGCGAGUUCCCAGGACCAGCUACAGAAGUUAAGAUUGUGGACACCUUCUUCAUCGGCCGUUAUGUUCUCCUCUCCCUCGUGAGCUUGGUCUUCCUAGGAUGCUUGUUCAUCAUUCUGGUUCACCAUCUCCUGCAGCCAGUAUAUGCAAAGCCAAUAAGAGUCCACUCCUAGGAGAACAGAAUACCAGCCACUGGUGCUGCCCUGGCACAGAGAAAACACUUGCUAAUCAACAUGAGAGAGAAAUUAAUUUUUUUGAUAAAGCAGCAUGUACUGUAUUGUUAAAAACAAUUUUUAUAUAUUGUUAAACAAUAUUUUACAUUGUUAAAAACAUAUAUAUAUAUUCUUUGUAUUAUAUUAUUUCUAUGAUAUUCUGAGCUUUCAGUAUAGGGAAAUUCAGCUUAAUAAUAACAUUAAAUAUAUGAGUUCUAAGGCUGCUUUGUGGGGAGAGGCCAAAGGAGGCACAACUGCCUCUGCUUCCCGAAGCUGUGUUUGUUCCUCUCUCUCCCAUCCCAGCCUAUCCCAGCAUUAAUGAGAGCUGUGCUAUACAUCAAAUAGAGAUAACCGCACAGCUCUACCUGAUGAAUUGCCAGCCUGCAGGCAGCGCAUCUAUAAUUAAUGGUGGAGUGGGAGAGAGAGGUGCAAAAAGAGCUUUCGGAAGCAGAGGCAGCUGUGCCUCCCCCUGUUCAUUAGGAGGAGCCGCUCCUGUUUUUCAGGUUGUGGUUCUCCUUCACCUCGCUUGGAAAAUAUCUUUAUAGGUAGGUGUGUUUGCAGAGCAAAACAGGUAGGGUGUAUUGAUUCUGGUGCCAUGACAACUGCUGUGUUGAUCUCUACCCCUUAGCCAAGAUGGUUUGCUAAAUAAAUAGAACUUUUCACACGUUAAAA